Messenger RNA from Aureobasidium pullulans EXF-150, 375 nucleotides. RefSeq lists its product as uncharacterized. The record is from RefSeq and is a predicted model, not a curated record. The coding region runs from base 120 to 338 and encodes 72 amino acids. NCBI's taxonomy places the organism in Eukaryota, Fungi, Ascomycota, Dothideomycetes, Dothideales, Saccotheciaceae. The transcript has a single exon.
CCAUGUGGUGGGAGGGAAUCUUCGCUCUUGUGUGCUUCCUUCUGUUUAUGGAAAGCGCGGUGUGUUGGGUAUCAUAUGCUGGCUGGGAAAGAAAAGGAAAUGCAAGAUGACGCCUUCUGAUGCUUGUUCGUGAUGCUGAAUGUGAAAGGAAAAGCAAGAAGGAAAAAGGAAAAAGCGGUCUGCCAACUCGAAGGGUGGGCGAAUUCAACUCAAAAGGCCGGCUCUGGAGUUUUGUUCGCACCUUCCCUGUCGAGGAGGAAUCUUUUUUUUAUGUCCCGAGGAGAUGUCGGGGGCUUUUGUGUUUUUGUGUGCUGGGGUCUUGGUCUGCCGUGGUAUAAAGGGGUCGUCGUGGUUGGUAAGGCAAGGAAAGUUGAA